This is a messenger RNA of Gilbertella persicaria, 912 nucleotides long. Its product is annotated as p21-C-terminal region-binding protein-domain-containing protein. The transcript has 4 exons. Gene Ontology annotation, cellular component: nucleus. The coding region runs from base 1 to 912 and encodes 303 amino acids. The record is from RefSeq and is a predicted model, not a curated record. NCBI's taxonomy places the organism in Eukaryota, Fungi, Mucoromycota, Mucoromycetes, Mucorales, Choanephoraceae.
AUGACUCCCAACUUGAAAAGAAAAGCACCUGAAGAGGAAGACAAGCCUCUUAAGAGAGCCAACUCUACUGUUCAAGACCAUGGUUCUGAUGAAGAAGAUUCUGAUGACGGUCUUCAAGAUAUUGUCGAUGUCGAUUUCGACUUUUAUAACCCUGAUGAUAUUGAUUAUCAUGCACUCAAGAAACUGCUAACACAACUCUUUUCUUCUGAUGCCGAGUUACUUAACUUGGGUGACUUUGCUGAUAUUAUGAUUGAAGAGAAUCAAGUCGGUACUACUGUGAAAGUGGAUGAUCAAAAGUCUGAUCCUUAUGCUAUCUUGAGCAUGAUCAACAUGACCCAACAAAAGGACAAAGAAGGCAUUCGACAACUAUGCACCUACCUUAUCAACAAGUGUCCUAAAAAGAAUGAAUCCCUUUCAAAAGCUGUCAAGGACAUUUUGUCUCUUGAGUCAGGAGAUAAGCAUGUAGGUUGGGUUGUUUCUGAACGAUUUAUCAACAUGCCUGUUGAAAUCAUGGCUCCCAUGUACACUAUGCUUCAAGAAGAACUAAAGAAGGCUGUUGAAGAGAAAGAACCUUAUGUGUUCGAGUGGUACAUGUUCAUUAGCAAGACAUACAAAGAAGUAGUCUCAACAGUAGAUGAAGAUGAAGAACCUCAACAAAAGAAAGCCAAAUCCAGUAUGGAUUCAGAAACCUUUUAUUUCCAAUCUGAAGAUGAGAUCAUUGCCAAAUACGCUGAGCACCAGUUUGAUUUCAAGUUUACAAACAGUGACAAAGAACAAGCUGCUGAUUCAAGACGUGCCUUUUCUGACUUUGGUAUUGCUCCUUCUCGUAAACUGUUUCUUGUACACAAGUCUAAAUACGAUGAUCUUGUGAAUGAGAUCAUCAAGACAUGUUCAUCUACACCUUCUGCUUAA